This is a messenger RNA of Phoenix dactylifera (date palm), 2237 nucleotides long. The record is from RefSeq and is a predicted model, not a curated record. NCBI's taxonomy places the organism in Eukaryota, Viridiplantae, Streptophyta, Magnoliopsida, Arecales, Arecaceae.
CUUUGUUUUUUCCCCUCCAUCUUCUCUCCGCCGUCGUCCGCAGAGACAGAAAUCCUAACCCUAGAGAGAGGAACUGAAAGAUAAAGAGAGGGGAACGGAAAGAAAAAGAAGAACGUUUGUGAUGGGAUUCGACGUCGGCGUCGUCCCGUUCAACCCCGACGGGUGGGGCCCGCCGGACACGCCGGCGGUGCCCCUCCUCCCCAAGCGCGAGGGCGAGGGAACCCACCCGGCGAACAUCCCCUUCGCCCCCUUCUCCCGGUCGGAUAAGCUGGGCCGCAUCGCCGACUGGACCCGCAACCCCAACUUCAACAACCUCGGCGCCCGCUCCGGCACCGGGCGCGACGCCGUCUUCGACUUCGCCCUCGACGAGUCCUCCACCCUCGCCGCGGCCGCGGAUGACGACUCGUCCUUCCGCCUCGUCGACGGAAAGCCUCCACCGCGCCCCAAGUUCGGGCCCCGCUGGCGCUUCCAACAGCGGCCCCAGCUCCCCCAGCGCCGCGACGAGGAGGUCGAGGCCCGCAAGCGCGAGGCCGAGAAGGAGCGCGCCCGCCGCGACCGCCUCUACCACCUCCACCGCUCCUCCGCCGCCUCCGGCCCAGCCUUCGCCGGCGGCCGCGGCCGCGACUCUCCCACCCUCAAGUCCUCCGUCGACAUCCAGCCCGAGUGGACCAUGCUCGACCAGAUCCCCUUCUCCACCUUCACCAAGCUCUCCUUCGCCGUUCCCGACCCCCCCGAGGACCUCCUCGUCUGUGGCGCCCUCGAGUUCUACGAUCGCUCCUUCGACCGGGUCAACCCCAAGAACGAGCGCCGCCUCGAGCGAUUCAAAUCCCGCAACUUCUUCAAGGUCACCACCACCGACGACCCCGUCAUCCGCCGCCUCGCCGCCGACGAUAAGGCCACCGUCUUCGCCACGGACGCCAUCCUCUCCGCCCUCAUGUGCGCCCCCCGCUCCGUCUACUCCUGGGACAUCGUCAUCCAGCGCGUUGGCAACAAGCUCUUCUUCGACAAGCGUGACGGCUCCCAGCUCGACCUCCUCUCCGUCAACGAGACCUCCCAGGAGCCCCUUCCGGACGCCAAGGAGGACAUCAACUCCGCGCACUCCCUCGCCGUCGAGGCCACCUACGUCAACCAGAACUUCUCCCAGCAGGUCCUCCUUCGUGACGGCAACAAGGUCACCUUUGACGAACCCAACCCCUUCGCUGCUGAGGGCGAGGAGGUUGCAUCUGCUGCCUACCGCUACCGCCGCUGGAAGCUCGAUGAUGACACCUAUCUGGUCGCCCGCUGCGAGGUCCAUGCUGCGUCCGACGUGAAGGGGCAGCGCUCCUUCUUGACUGUGAACGCCCUCAAUGAGUUCGAUCCCAAGUACACAGGUGUCGACUGGAGGCAGAAGCUUGAGACCCAGAGAGGGGCCGUGCUUGCCACGGAGCUCAAGAACAAUGCCAACAAGCUCGCAAGGUGGACCGCCCAGGCCCUCCUUGCGAGUGCCGACCUGAUGAAGCUUGGCUAUGUCUCAAGGGUCCACCCCAGGGACCACUACAACCAUGUGAUCCUCAGUGUCAUUGGGUACAAGCCGAGGGAUUUCGCUGCCCAAAUCAAUCUCAACACCUCAAAUAUGUGGGGGAUUGUCAAGUCGAUUGUGGACCUGUGCAUGAAGCUCAAUGAGGGUAAGUAUGUGCUCGUGAAGGACCCGGCGAAACCCCAGGUUAGGAUCUAUGAGGUGCCAGCGGAUGCAUUUGAGAAUGACUAUGUGGAGGAGCCGCUGCCCGAGGAGGAGCAGGUACAGCCACCUGCGGAGGAAGAAGAUCCUGCCAGCAUCAUGGAUGCUGUUGCUGAAGCUGAGGCCAAUGCUGGUGGUGGUGGUGAAGCUACUGAGGGGGAGAACGAUGCCACUGCUGCUGCUGUUUGAAGGGUACAAGCCACCGUCCCUUCCCACUUCAGUAUUUCAAAAUUAUGACUAGGAAUUAUGACCUUUUGGAUCGAGGAUUAUCUAUCUGUUAUUGCAAUAUCCUAUUAUUUAUGUUGCUUUGAUUUGUGACGGGACUGUCUUCUCUUUUAUCAUGCUUGAUUGAUGAGUCUAGACUUUUAUGGACAAGGCUUUCCUUUUGUCACUAGGAAAAAAUAAUUUUGUGAGAAUGAUAAUGGCUUGCUAUAUUACAAGGAGGAUGUUUAUUAACAAUAUGUGUUUCUAUCUUAUAUAUGUUUAUAUGUAACCUAAGCUUUAUUUUGACCUCUUUUAA